This is a messenger RNA of Ilex paraguariensis (yerba mate), 558 nucleotides long. Lineage: Eukaryota; Viridiplantae; Streptophyta; Magnoliopsida; Aquifoliales; Aquifoliaceae. The record is from the annotation of a GenBank genome assembly.
AAAAAAGCUAAUAGGGGCUCAAAAAGGAUGGAUGUCUUCUGUGUUUGAAGGAGCAGGAAAGAGAGAGUAACAUUUGACCCCAAAAUAACAGAGGUAAGGGAAGUGCCAUUAUGAUUAUUUAUCAGCGUGAGAACCACCCAUGAUUGUAGGACCUACCAUAUGAUAGCUGUUGGUGACAAAUCUCAUAAUGCGGGUAAGGUUAAAGUUAAAUCUGCCUUGGAAUAUGAAACUUGGGAUGAUUGAGAAGACCGUUGGACCCGAUGAUUUUAGACUAUUUUGGAUCUCUUUUCUUCUUUGGUGGAUGUUGGUUUUUCUUUUUUUUCUUUCGUUGUGUCAUCGUAAGUGGGUUGCUGCAGUUGGGUGGGGGACAACAAAGAGGUACCGAAUUAGGUGGUCAUGCACUAUUAAUGUCAUGCACUCGUAAUUUGUGGUGUUUUACUGGUAAUUGUGGAUCAUUUUUAUUUAAUCCCAGAAAUAAUUGUGCUUUUAGUUUAGGUGUCUUGGAGUACAUGGCUUGAUACCCGAGGCUGUAGGCAAGUCAUGGUAGCUUUUCAUAUU